AUGACUUCGCCUCACUCAAUCCUGCUCCAGAAUGCAACCCUCCUUGUCCCUGAAGGUCAUGGAGGUGAUCGCAUCGUCCCUAUAAGAAACCACUCGCUGUUGAUCGAGGGGAACAAGAUCGUUCGCAUCGCUGCAAGAAUUAAUCCACCUUCUGCUUCCACUGAAGUGAUUGACUGUACUUCGAAACUCAUCUCCCCGGGCUUCAUUGACACACACCACCAUAUGUGGCAGACUCAAUUGAAAGGAAGACACUCAGACCACACGCUUUUCGAGUACAUGACUUCCGGCAACAUGGUAUCGCAGAGCUAUAAACCGGAAGAUGUAUUCUGGGGUCAACUAGGGGGAUGCCUUGAAGCUCUCCAGGCGGGGACAACCACGAUUGUCGAUCAUGCACAUAUCUCCUACUCUCCUGAGCAUAAUAACGCUGCUCUUUCAGGAACAAUCUCAUCGGGUAUAAGAUCGAUUUAUUGUUACUGCCCUACUGCAAGGACCAAGACCUGGAAACCAUUCGAAAUGGAGAAAACUCUCCUUCCAGACUGGCUUUUCGAGCAAUUGACCACUCUAUGCAAAGCUGGACCCUUUGGCAAAGGUCGUGUAAUCAUGGGCUUUGCAUUCGACUUUUAUACUCUUCCAAAAGAGGUAAUUGUCGACAUAUUCAAACGAGUUCGCAGCCUGGGUAUCAAGACCAUCACUUCUCACUACGCCCCCAGUAUCCAAAAUGAGCCUAUCGUAGAUUUGCUUGAAAGCUACGGAAUUCUGGACAAGGAUAUUCUACUAUCCCACGUGAAUCCCCUGAACGACUCAGACGCACAGAAGAUCGCAAAGGCUGGAGCAGCAAUCUCCUCCACCCCUGACACCGAGCUUCAGACGGGCCUUGGCUGGCCGGUUUGCUUCCAAGAGAAUGCCAAGUCGAUAAGCUCGCUGGGCAUUGAUUGUCACAGCAACGGCUCGGGCAGUAUCGUUGAGCAGAUGCGUGUCGCACUCCAAGCUGAGCGUGGCCGGCGUAACGAGCGUAUUCAUGAUAUGGGAAAAUUCCCUGGUAAGAUACAGUUGUCGAUCCAAGAAGCAUUUCAGCUAGGAACUAUUCGUGGCGCAGAAGCAAUCAACCUGGAGGAUCAGCUUGGGUCUCUGGAAGAAGGCAAGAUUGCCGACCUUCUCAUCUGGGAUAUGCUGAGCCCCAGCAUGAUUUGUGCCGCUGAAGAAAACCCCAUCGGAGCCAUCAUUCUGCAUUCUUCCCCGUCUGAUAUUGACGCGGUCAUCGUUGAUGGUCAGUUCAAGAAACGAGAUGGCCGAUUGCUAAAAACCAAGCUUGACCUUGAACUGUUGCCGGAGCUGAAACCUGAGAAGUCUGAGAUUGAAUGGCCUGACAUCGCACUUGAGCUACUGAAGAGUCGUGACAGAAUACUUGUUGCAGAGAACGCCAGUGGUGCUGAUGAUAGAGAAGCAGCAUUUGAAAGUGGCCUCAGCCUCUAUGGAGUUGAUAAGGAGAACCUGGUAUUCUAG
This is a messenger RNA of Fusarium sp. VM40, 1503 nucleotides long. The record is from the annotation of a GenBank genome assembly. Lineage: Eukaryota; Fungi; Ascomycota; Sordariomycetes; Hypocreales; Nectriaceae.